UUUAGCCAUCGAUUGUUGUCAUUUUUCGGGGGAAUAAACGGGUGUGGUGUGAUGAUGACAAACUGACUAUUGAAGGAGAAAAGAGUAUAGCAAUGCCAACCAAAAAAAUGAGAAGAAAAAAAAUUGGAUGGUUUUGGAAAAUAAAAAAAAAUUUUUUUUGUUUAUUGGGGGAGGGGGGGAUACUACACUGAGUGAGAAGGGAGAGAAGGGAGAGGAGAAGAAAAAAUACAAAAAAUACAAAAAUGAGGAGAAUAAAAAAGAGGGAUUUGGAAAAGUUUUUUAGUUUGGUAGAU
Messenger RNA from Meloidogyne enterolobii, 293 nucleotides. The record is from the annotation of a GenBank genome assembly. Lineage: Eukaryota; Metazoa; Nematoda; Chromadorea; Rhabditida; Meloidogynidae.